ACAUUCCACCCGCACCAGAGUGAGUGUGGAGGGACAUGAUAUCAUAUCGACUGUCAGUGCUGCUCUUCUCCGCACACAACAUGGGCUCCACCGCCCAAAUCACCAAGAGAAGAGCCCCGGAAUCACUGCAAUGCUCCGGACUCGCUCCUGUGUCGCGGAUCGCGUGUAUUGUUGAGUUUUAUGAGGUGUAAAAUGUGAGAAAUUGCUGGUGUGGUGGACUCGGGACAAGAUGGCAGCAGUAUGAGAGCACACACACAUACAUGCUGUGACUUAAGUACAAGUGUGUAAAAUGAUCGGAGAACACCUGGAUUAAAUCUACUGUUACUCCGUGUGAAAGGUAUGGCCUCACAAGUCUUGGUCUAUCCACCACAAGAUUUUCAAACUCAGACAAGUGCCUUUUGUAUUGUGAAGAAACUCAAAGUUGAACCCAGGAACUGUGUUUACCAUGAGAGGGCCUACCCACAGACUUAUUUAAAUGGUAGAAGCCUUGGCAUUGUGUACCCGACAAAACUUACUCCUUUGUUCAAGACCCGAGAUUCUGCGGUUGACAGACACCGCGGGCAGAAUAUUCCAGUGCAGACAGCUGCUGUACGAGGUGUACGACGACAGCAUACCAACGCAACGGCACCGCAGCAAAAAGGGGGCGUAUCCUUUAAGGGCAAGAAGCAGGAGCAACAGGACAAAGGAAGGUGUAGCAGCAGUGGAGCUUCAGGUGCAGCUGGAGGGGGUAGGGGAAAGGGAAGCGACAGUCAAGGAGGAGGAGGUGGAGGGAAGGGUGGUGGUGGUGACGAAGGUGGUGGGGGAGAAGACGAGGGUGACCGGGAAGGCUGUGGAAAUUUGGACUUGCAAGACAGCUCCCACAGAUGCGGUUUGAAACGUAAGAGCGAGGAGCUUGAGAACUUGGGGAGCACCAUGCAGAUAGUGGAGGACCUGCCAAUGUUACCUGCAAUGUUGCAAUCAAACGUGGGAAACCCACCGGGUGUGGUGCCGGCUGCAGUCGGUGGAGGGCCUGCAAAGCAAGGUGGAAGUUCUGGAAGUGGGGAUGGUGACUACCAGUUGGUACAACAUGAGUUGCUCUGCUCUUUGAAGAACACCUACGAGAUAUUGGACUUCCUCGGUCGUGGUACUUUCGGCCAGGUUGUGAAAUGCUGGAAGCGAGGUACCAAUGAGAUUGUGGCUGUCAAGAUCCUGAAGAAUCACCCAUCGUAUGCACGACAGGGCCAGAUCGAGGUGGGUAUCCUGGCCCGCCUCAGCAACGAGAACGCCGACGAGCAUAAUCUGGUGCGAGCCUUUGAGUGUUUCCAGCACCGAAGCCACACCUGCCUCGUGUUUGAGAUGCUGGAGCAGAACCUGUACGACUUCCUCAAGCAGAACAAAUUCAGCCCACUACCUCUGAAGGUAAUCCGCCCCAUUCUUCAGCAGGUGGCCACGGCGCUUAAGAAGUUGAAGGCCAUGGGACUGAUCCAUGCUGACCUAAAGCCUGAGAAUAUCAUGCUUGUGGACCCUGUGCGGCAACCCUUCCGGGUGAAAGUCAUAGAUUUCGGCUCAGCCAGUCACGUCUCCAAAGCUGUCUGCUCAACGUACCUCCAGUCACGGUACUACAGGGCUCCAGAGAUCAUUCUUGGUCUGCCGUUUUGUGAAGCCAUAGACAUGUGGUCUCUGGGAUGUGUGAUUGCUGAGCUUUUUCUGGGCUGGCCUCUAUACCCAGGAGCCCUCGAGUAUGACCAGAUUCGCUACAUCUCUCAGACGCAGGGUUUGCCAGGAGAGCAGCUAUUAAAUGUGGGGACGAAGACGUCUCGCUUCUUCUGUCGCGAGUCUGACUCGCCAUAUGCAGCCUGGAGACUCAAAUCCACAGAAGAGCAUGAGACAGAGACUAGGCUCAAAUCAAAAGAAGCCAGGAAGUACAUCUUCAGCUGUCUGGAGGACAUAGCGCAUGUAAAUCUUGUUAUGAAUCUGGAAGGCUGUGAUUUGUUGGCAGAGAAGGUGGACCGUGCAGAGUUUGUGUCUUUGCUGAAGAAAAUGUUGUUCAUUGACGCAAAGGAAAGAAUCGCCCCAAGUGACGCCCUCAUGCAUCCCUUUGUCACCUUGCAGCACCUGCUGGACUUCCCCCACAGCAACCAUGUUAAAUCGUGUUUUCACAUCAUGGACGUGUGCUGCUCGCGCCCAGGUGCAUAUGACAGCCGGACCAAGCCUCCAUUUGUCAGGACGGUCCCGAACAGCAACGUAGCACCCAGCCUGACCCUGCCCUUCUGCAAAAUGACCAGCAUUCACUCUCAGGCUUUAGCCUCAUCUGCCCCAUCAGUGAUGCAUCACAGAAUACCGCUUCAGACAGGAAGUGCUCAGUUUGGAGACACUUUCCAGCAGGCGCUGAUUCUCUGCCCUAACACCAUACAAUGUAUUCCUCACAACCCGAAUAAGCCAGCGGGCUUCUCGGUGCGCAUGGAAAACACUGUACCACUGGUGACACAAGCCUCUGCCAUUCAACCUCUCCAGAUCAGACCAGGCCUCAUUACACAGCAGGCGUGGACAAAUCGUGCUCAGCAGAUCCUGGUGCCCGCCUGGCCACAGGUGACCCCGGUGGCCCCCUCAGCAGCAACACUGGCCUCAGAUGCAGUGGCAGGUCCACAAAACUGGGGGAAAGUUCAUUCCCAUGGCAACCAUUACAGCUCCAUGAUGCCCCACCCCCAGCCGCUGCUAACCAACCCGAUGACCCUGUCCGCUCACCAGCCAAUAAGCAUAGGCAUAGCUCAUGUGGUGUGGCCACAGCCAGCAGCUAACAAGAGAAAUAAACCAUCUUCAAACAGAAGUAACAACUUCAUGCACAGCACCAACUCCCAAAAUUCAGCAUGCCAGUCCCCAAAGAUGGUACACAGUGCCAAAAACACACAGGAGGAAGAGGUGGUGGAGUGUGUGGUGGAGGCGGAGUCAGAGGUGGGGCUAGAGGAGGAGUCUGUGUGCUGUGAGGCAGAAGCAGAGUGUCAGAACCAGAGGCAGAGCAUUGUGAUCGCUGACUCUCCGAGCCCUGCGGCCAGCGUCAUCAGCAUCAGCAGUGGAACAGACGAGGAGGGUCCAGACGCACAGAAACACUCAAUAGAAUGUAAGGGCAGUCCAGAGUGUGAGGCAUGUCACAGCACACUGAAUAUGGAGCGAGUGUGUUCACUGAGCAGUCCAGACUCCAUCCUCAGCACCAGCUCAUCUGCAUCAGAGCACUCCAGAACUUCACCCUGCAAGAGACCCAACAGUAUGUCAGAUGACGAGCGCGAGAGCGGCUGUGAUCCUGUGGACGGCUCGCCCACCUCUGUUUCCUCCAGCCGAGCGGACAGCCCCUUCCUGGAAAGCACAUUUAUUAAUGACAACAACCAGAACUGUAAAGCCACGGGAGCCACAGAGACGAAGUCUGUCAAGCCGCCCGUCCGCACCAUGAUGGUGCCGCCCAUGAGAGUUCACAACAAUGAGCCCACUGGCCGUACAGAUCACAUGACUGGGGAAUGUGUGUCUUUAAUGGGUAACAGACACGGUCACAGAGCAGUCAUGUCCACCCAAAGUCCGCAGUGGUUCCAACAGACAGCUGCCGUACUCCACGUUAUUGGUGAAUCGGCAGCAGAAGACCACGCCUGCUUUCCCGCCCCUGCAGCCCCCUCAACAGCAGCUUACUUUUGGACAGGUCCAGCAUUAUGGCUCCUCCCACCUGGAGUGGAAUGGCAACUACAGCCAUUGCCGGCCUCAGGCAUUCAUCCCACCCACCGUUCAUGGCCACACCUUCACUCUGCCUCAUGGCAGCCCCACCCACACUACGGUCCACCCUCCUCAGUCGCACCUGGGUGUCCACCCACAUACCCAGCCCACUUUACUCUCCUACCCCACCUCAGGACCCUUGGUGACAAAUGCGCCCAUGGCCCACCUCUUGGCUUCACCCGGGGCUACGCGGAAUCACAUCUUUCAAACUCCCUAUGGCUUCUCCCAUCCGGCGGGUCACCUCGUGCACCAGGUCACGGUGGGGCUCAACCCCCGCCUCUUGCCCUCGCCCACCCUCCACUCUCAGGGUCAAUUCAAGCCCUUCUUCCCCCCACACUCCUUCAUCGCGUCACCCGCAUACGCAGGUUUCCCCCUCAGUCCCACUAAACUUAACCAGUACCCGUACGUCUGAGACUGGCUCCGCCAACCUCUUCAGGCCAGAAGGGCAGUCAACUCCACCUCAGUCUCGGGCGUAGCAAGAAACCACAAACCACCUGGUUCUUGCUCCCAAAGCCAUGGCGCAAGAGAGAAAUCUAGCAAUUUUUCAGAAUCACAAAGUAGACUUGAGUGCAAUUACAAUGAGCUUUAAAAAAGGAGAUGUUUGGAAAGUCUUGAGCAAGUAGGUUGAAGAAAGUCAAAGGUUGGAGAAUGUACAGGAACGGGAGAUGCACAUUUGAUACAUCACUAUUGGAGUUUCAAAUGAAUGCUUCUCUAAAGAACAGCGGAUGGUGUUCAAAAUCAUGUGAUGGUCAACUUAUUUUUAUACAUUGCCUUUUACCUUGUAUACGACGCAUCUUUGUUUGUAAAAGACCCAGUAUCUUGUUCAAGACUGACAAGUUGUUCCAAGUAUUUGUAUUUUUCUCAAUGUCUUUGAUGUUUUUCGGAACUGAGUCACCGACGGGUUGUUUGUCACGCGCUGCAUGUGUUGCAUGAGCUGCAAUGUCACUCUGACAGAAGCCUAGAGGUGCUCUUAACACGUCAAGAGGCUCGAUGCAUUGUUGUCUCCAGCCAUAGUGCCUUAUAUAUUGGCAGUCCAGUUCGUGUUACUAUUACACUACUCUCUCUGUAUGUAUAUAAAAUGUGUUUGUGUAUGUACGUGUACCGGACUGCAGCACUUGCAAUUCGUCUGUGUGUACAUGUAUUAUACACACAGGUGUAUUAUUUCAUGCAUAGAAAGGCAUCGAUGUACUGCAUUGCACAAACCGCAGUGCUUAUUUUUGGAUCCAAUGUAUAUUUGAGAUGUAGUAAUUUAGUUACUUUUUGUUACGUCACCGGAGGACGGCAUGCUUUUGCUGCAGCAAAUGCUUGCUGGUUUUAUUGUUGUCGAUGUGACUUUUUUUCGUUACCUUGAAUUAAUUAGUUGUAUAAAGAGCUCAUUGAAUACCGAUUACUCCGAAAAAUGUCUUACUACUAACAGUAUUUGUACUGUUUAGUGAAACUGCAAUACAAUCUAGAUAUAAGGAUAAAUAUAAAAAUAAAGGGAAAGUUCACCCCAAAAAUGGAAAUUAGUAAAUGAUGACAGAAUUUUCAUUUUUGGGUGAACUGUCCCUUUAAGGGUUUGUUUUCUCUUUUUGUCUGUGUAUUUAAAUUCUUUGUGUGUGUUUGUGUGUGUGUGUGUGUGUUUUGUGGUGGCAUGGCUGACUAGAUGAAGACACAAAUGCAAAAAGGUCUUUGAUUGUGGGUUAUGGAUUCAUCUUAGCCUGAGCAGACCAUACAGUUUCUGAUGUAUAGACACAUAUACUAUAGAGUUAGUUUAUUCAGUGCUGAAGCUUGACAAGGUGUGUUUAAGGUGUGCAAUCCUCAUUUAUGCAUUUGUGAAUCAAUUUAACUGUUUUUUCUUAAUUAUAUACCAUUAUAUCAUGUGUUGAAAGCUUGUUGAUGUCAACUGCAUUUCAUACAUUCCGUCAGGGAGAAAUAAAUAUAGCCGAUAUCUACAGUAUGUGUGUGUGUGUGUGUGUGUGUGUAUGUGUAUAUAUAUAUAUAUAUAUGUGUGUGUGUGUGUGUUUGUGUGUGCUGUGUGCAUUUUUUUUUUUUUUUUUUAGUUCUUCUUUGUGUAUUUUUUGUCUUUAUAAAUGAAGUUGCUUGUGUACCACCAAAGACUGUAAUUUGUAGGCUCUAUUCCAAACCUUGUGAGAUGCCUUUGUGGGCAAUGUUUUAAGGAUUCCCAGGUGUGCAACAAUUUGGCUGCACUUGCACAGUCUGCGUGGCCCCUGCUGAUGAUGAAAUGUAUGUCAACAAUAAGUAGCUAACUACACUGAAUCUAUUUAAAGAAGAAAAUAUUUUGAUGCUUGAUAAUUAAACCCCCUUAUGGUAAUGAAAAAUUGCACCUCCCUUUGGUAUUUGCGUUAAUUUUUGACCAGAAGGGUCAGACGUGUAACCAUUUUUUUUAAAUUUUUGUUUUAUGUUGAUGAUAUUGAUACCAUUUCUUAUUCCCUUAACAGGGAACAAUAAAAUUAUGCAUUUCUUUUGGGAUUUUAUGCUAUUGUGAUCUUAUUUAUAUGUACAUUUCUAAAUUUGACCAUUUGCAUAUACAAAUAAGCAGAUUUAUUGAAAAAAUACAAAUCCAGAACCUACACUUCUAUAAGUUGAAACAUGAAGAAAAUAUGAGAGUCAGAUUGCUGCCGUCUGGUGAACAAAUAAAUAACAUGACUUGAAAACCAUGUCAUGCCAGUAACAGCCAGUGGCUUGUUGUAACCUUAUUUUAUAUAUUAAGAUAUGCAUUUGAAUAUAUAUUUAGACACUAUUAAUCUGUCAUUUGUCAAAGUUUAACAUUUUAAAAUUGAUUUGAAGUGUCAGUUUUUGCAGUUAAUGUCAUUACCACUGAUCAUGGUGUUACAAAGAGAAAACACAUAAUAAGCAUUUUUUUUUUACCAAUGUUUUAUUUAAAACAUAAAAAUGUAAUAACUCAAAGUAAAUGCAUAAUAAUGUCAAGAAAAUGAACAUCAAGAAACAUAAAUUAACUGCACAAUUCUGAAAAUCCAGUAUAAAACAGAGUAAACAUUUUGCAAGUGUGUGUGUGUGUGUCAGAUUGCUGUCAUCGGCUAGAAAACAACAGAUGACCAAAAGAUGGCUGUAGAGCUCUACUUAUUGUUGCUGUGUGUGUGUGUGUGUGUGUGUGUGUGUGUGUGUGUGUGUGUGUGUGUGUGUGUGUGUGUGUAUCAGAUUGCGUGUCAGAUUGCUGUCAUCGACCGGAAAACAACAGAUGACUUGUAAUGCCAACAAUGACCAAUAGAUGGCUGUAGAGCUCUACUUAUUGAUGCCAUGGUUCUGUGUGUGUGUGUGUGUGUGUUCUGCAUUGUGAGUGUUAUCGUCUCACCCCUUCAUUUCUGAGUGUGUGUGUUUAGCAUUAUGACUGAUUUAUUGUUUGUUUGACAAAGGUAAAAAAAUAAAGUUCUGUGUUAUAGUCUCACCAGUUAAUUUUUGUGCAUGUAAGUGUGUUUGUGUGUGAGUGGGUGUGUAUGUUUUGCAUUGAUGAUGAUGUUUUAGAGUCUCAUUCUGUAAUUUAUGUCUGUUUUGUCUGCAUUGUGGCUGAUUUAUUGAUUGUAUUUGACAAAUCACCCCCCCCAAAAAUUGCUGUUUUUUUUUUUUGGGUCUUUCCCAUUAUUUUCAUUGGUCGGUCAAUUUUGACUGCAAAUACCAAAGGUGUGUGGGGUUUUUUUUUAUUUUUUUUUUUUUAUUUUUUUUUUAAACCAAUUAGACUAAUCGAAUCAAGCCCAAUUUUUUUUUGUAUGUUCAGAUGGCAAAUGGAGGAAAAGUUAUCUUGUACUGCUCAGAUAAAGGAAAACAUUUUAUUAAAUGAGAAAAAUGUAUUUAGGUAAAAAAUGACCGAAUUCCCUAGUAGGGUUUACUUAUUAUUGCAGAAUUAAAUAAUAUCAACUGAGUUAUAUAUUUAAUUAGGUGGACAACAUUCAAUUUAUACUUUAAUAUAUACUAAUAAAACCAGAAAACACCCUAUUUUACAUAACUGAAUCUAAAUAUUGGGACUUUUCCACUGCACAGUACAGCUCGACUCUCCUCGCUUUUUGGGGGUUUUCCACUGUGGAUGGUACCUGGUACUUUUUUUUAGUACCACCUCGGUCGAGGUUCCAAAUGAGCCGAGCCUAUACUAAAUGCGAUGUCAAAACCCUGCAGAUCACUGGAUUUGCGACAUGGGACAUCAACCUGCUAGUUUUAAAGUUAGCAACAGCGAUAGAAAUAUCAUUUGUUCACGCGACUUUCCAAUUGUAAAAAGAAAUGGCUGUGCUCUAAACCUCGCCGUGGUCAAUAAACGAGGUGCAGACGUUCCUCUCGUUAGCGACGAACAAAACGACGCGAAACAGAAAAGUCUUUCAGGAAGUGUCUCAGCUGUUGGCCACACACGGCUACCACCAGACCCACCAACAGUGUAGGGAAAAGAUAAAAAAAAAAAACUUAAAAGUGACUACAGAACCAUCAAGGACCACAACAGCCAGAGUGUUUCAAACAGAAGAAAGUGGAAGUGGUUCGACCAAAUGGACGCUAUCUAUGGCAAUAGACCGGCGAGCAAUGGGAGGGAGAGUGCCCCUGGAUGCAGCACAAUGAGCUAGUAGCUAACAGCUAGCGGUCGUGUUAUUGUUUAUGGUCAGUAAUGUUUGUGUAGUGUUUAAGAUGAUGUCACGGCAGUAGAGGCGGCGCAACUAUGACGAUCAGCCUAUAAUCCCACGUUGAGGCGGCACUAAACUGCAAUGGAAAAGCAAGCUCAGAAAAGUGAGCAGAGUCGAGUCGAAUCGAACCGUAACAUGCAGUGGAAAAGUGCCAUAAAUAUAAACAGCAGCAGUUGACUAAAUAUUUUGCUUUAAGAAAAAAGGCAAAAUCCUUUUAAGGCUGUGUGAUGCUGAAAUGGAUCAGUGAAUAAUUUAUGUGAACUAGUUCCUUUGCAUGAACCGUCCGAACAUACCGUUAUAUUUCAGCGUUUCCAACCCUAAAUAUAAGUGAAUCUUUUAUUUUAAUCGGUUCAUUUACAUGAAUUGUCCGACAGUACUGAUACACUUAAAUGAUUUUGAGAGAGAAAGAGGACGCUCGUUACGAAACUAAACUCAAGUCACGCUACUGAAAAAAUGUAGUUAAGUUAUUAGCGUCACUAUUUUUAGUUAGCUACUGCUGUGCUGUUUUAUUCUUCUUAAAGCCUGGGUAUACUUUGUUUUUCUGCGUUCUGGAUCGACCGUAUUGCCGUUCAGAGUAUGUCCGAAUGUCGAGAAAAUAUGGGCCACGCAGACUGUGCUGAUGAUGAAAUUUGUGUCACGCAUACUGUGAGCGGAGUGAUCAGCAGCACGGACAACCGUAGUAUACGUUGGCCUUUAUAGUAUCACGCUAUUUGAUUAGUAACAUGCUAACUCCAAACUAAACUUUCUUCACGCGAGGAGCGUCAUGUGUCACGAGCAAAGUUGGCGCCUAUGAAGCGUGUUGCAAAUUGGUCAAUUAGGUUCCGUUUCAGUUAUGAUGCUACCUUAGAAGGAAUCUGCGAGCGAAGGCAGUAGACAGCUGGCAGCUCUCUAGGUUUUGGAACAUAGCCCUUUUCUGAGCAAGGUAGCUACUUUCUCUGCAUAGACCUCAUGUAUACUGUAACUAUAGUCAUGGUGUUAAUUUAAAAAAAAACAAAAAAAAAACGGAUGAGGUUACGUUUAGCUUUUUGAAAAAGUAAUAAGUCGUGUCAUCUAUCUUGAAUGAAUGUAUCAUAGACAAGCUGCUAUAUAUUGAUUGCCACUUCAGAUAGCUGUGAAAUUAGGUUAGACUAGUUCUUAUCUGCAUCUGCAUUAUUUGUAUGGGUUUGUCUGAUUGCCUAAACUAGAAGUGGUUUUUGAUUUUCAGUUAUUUUUGCUCGUUUGGAGUGUCAUUUGUAACUACAGUAUUGCUGAUUAUGGACAUUUAGAUUUUCUUUUUAAAUCAGUAUUGUAUCUUCAUUAACAGUUCUGACUCAUCACUGCAUAUACUGUAGAUGUAUCGGUGUAAUUACAUUUUUGUAUGUUUACCUAUGUUUUGACUUGUAACAGUUUGCAGGAUUGAUUGAAGUAUCAAAGUAAUGGCUGUUAUUUAGAAAACCAUUUCUGCUGUGUUACAGACAUACAGAUAAUGAAAAUGUAUCAGUAUUUUGUCAUAUGCAAAUUUGAAUGAAUAUUUGAUAAUCAAUCCCAUAACCUCAUGCCACUGAGCACUUAUAAAAACACUAGUGUGCAGUAACCAUGUGGUUUGAAAAUGAGAGUACAGUGUUGUGAUGAAAUUGUCCAACCAAAUUAUUUUAUUAAUGUUUGUCAUUUGAAAAUUGUGCUGAGAACAUGUUUUUAACAAAAGAUAUCUGAUGUCGCCGGGUAUGUCAUGUCUUAAAUUCUGUAUCGUAUUUGAUUCGAGCAGUGUAAGCAACACUGUGUGUGUGCCUUGAUUGAGACAUUUGUAAUGAAACAAGUUCACUUUGCAAAGACAAGUAUUUAGUUCACUCAUUUCCCAAUGCAACAGUAUAACUCUCCAUUCCAGGGAUCAAAAUAGUUCUAUGUACACAUUUUAAAGAGAUAACGGCAAUAUCUUUUCCCCCUCACACUAUGGAUUAUAUGAAAAGCCUUGUUAAUCAAUAAUGUGUCUAAUCAAUGUUAACUGGCUCAUUUUAAACAUGCAGUAAUUGUGUUUAAUUGUAUUUGUGUAAACAUCUUUUGAUAAUUAAUGCCGAUCUUUAAGUACAGAAUGUAAAAGUUGUUGAAAGUUACUUGGUUCUUUUGUAAAUUAUGUUCACGUUUUGAUCCCUGUGAAAUGGCAAUCACCAGCAUACUACAUCCAGUGUCAAUAUACAAAUGACUAUAACACAAGAAAUUUGGGAUAUUUUUUUGGUUUGUUUGUUCAUAUUUGAAUUCAAAAUGAAAUGGAUGACUUCUGUUGACCUCUGUUCUAAUAACCGCAUUCAAUAAAUAUGAACGCCACAUUUUUUUAAUGACACGCAUAAUGCUUUUAAUCAUUAUUUUUAUGCAUUUUUUUGGUAAAUGUUUUGGCAAUGUUAAAUCUGGGUCUUUUGUUUCUAAUCUAUCAUUUUUCCCAUUAUAACCUGAUAUUUUCCAUUAUUAUGCUUUUAUUCUACAUAAAUCUACAUUCGUUCUGCAUUAAGGUUUAAAUGGAUUGUUCACCCAAAAAUGGAAAUUCUCUCAUCAUUUAAUCACCCUCAUGUCAUCGGGGGGGGGGCACUGCACCCACGCGCCCCCCCCCCCCAGAACCACCACUGCAUCCCAGAUGUAUAUAACUUUCUUUUUUCUGCAGAACACAAAUGAAGAUUUUUAGAAGAAUAUUUCAGCUCUGCAGGUCCAUACAAUGCAAGUGAAUAGUGAAUAGACCACAUCAGAAAGUGAAAGUAGAGAUUUAGAGGAAAAAAGGACUUAAAUAUUGAUCUGUUUCUCACCCACACCUAUUAUAUUGCUUUUGAAGAAAUGGAUUUAACCACUGGAGUUUUAUGGACUACUUUUAUGUUUACUUUGUGAUUUUUGGAGCUGUAAUUGUCUGGUCACCAUUCACUUCCAUUGUAUGGACCAACAAGGCUGGAAUGGCAUGUGGGUGAGUAAAUGAUGAGAGAAUUUUCAUUUUUGGGUGAACUAUCCCUUUAACAUAGAUUUCACCAUCUGUCAAAGUUAUUUCAAACUGCAAGUUAAGAGUUGAUAAAUUAAGUUGUUACUCGCGGGUUUAAUAUCUGUAGACUUUUGUGGCUUUUUAUUUAGCGUUUUGUUUCAUUUGCUUAUUUGAUGCUACACUAGUUUGUCACGUUGCACUUGCACUGUGCAAUAUUUCACAGUAUGAGGAUGAGGGGAAUGUAACCCUUUAAAUAUAAUGUUUAUUGGUGUGUCCUCCAGUUCUCCAUUAAUAAAGAUGUGACCAAGCCUUCUCCACUUAGUCACAUUAAACAGA
Molecule: messenger RNA, 11628 nt
Organism: Myxocyprinus asiaticus (Chinese sucker)
Lineage: Eukaryota; Metazoa; Chordata; Actinopteri; Cypriniformes; Catostomidae
Product: homeodomain-interacting protein kinase 3-like
Exons: 17
Coding region: 340-4122 (1260 amino acids)
Biological process (GO): peptidyl-serine phosphorylation; peptidyl-threonine phosphorylation
Cellular component (GO): cytoplasm; nucleus; PML body
Molecular function (GO): protein serine/threonine kinase activity; protein tyrosine kinase activity; ATP binding
Source: RefSeq, a predicted model, not a curated record